AUGCUUCGCUUAAUUGUUUUAAGUAAUUACAAUCGAAUCAAAUUAAAAAAUCUAAAAUAGACAUAUACUUGGGUUAAUUAUUUGAAUCAUUCAUUAGGUUUGAUCCAUUAGGUAUAAAAAUAAUAUAACAUUGCAAUCAAUUACUAUGAUGAGGCACUUAAAGUUGAAACUGGCAAGCAAUAACUACUGUACAAUAAAGCACUUGCUAUUUUAGAAUAGAACAUAAACUCAAAAGUCUAGCCUAAUGAUGUAUCUUAUGAGAAAGCCAAAAGUAUCUUUCAAUCCAUGAAUGGAUUUUUAGAUUCAUAAUGGCUGCUAGUUAUUCUUAAUAGUUAUUAAAAUAAUCUUAAUGAGGCACAUAGGUUAUUGGAAAUAAUAAAAACAGACACUGCAAGCAUAGAGAAAGCAGAAAAGUUAAAAGCCAAAUUAUAUUAUAAAUAAAGAUUAUUUGGGAGCUCAAUUAAUAUUUAUCAAAAAUUCAAUUUUUCAUCCCUAACUAUGAUUGAAGUCUUAUAAUUCAUAAUGUCUGCACUUCUCAUAACAAAUUUUGAAUUGGCCGAAUCAUUGAUAAAAAAAUCUUAAGAAUAAUUAAAAUCACUCUUUUACUUUUUUAAAGGUACAACUUAAAUAUAUUAAGGAUUCCUAAUGGAAUUACAGAGUAAAAAUUAAGAAUCAUUGCAAUACUAUGAAGAAUUUUGUUCUUAAGAAUUAUCAAAAAAAGCAAUUACUGAAUAUCCUAAUAUAGUUUAGGCUGCUAAACUAGCAUAAAGAAAAAUAUUAAUAAGACUAUAAUAACAGUAAAAGGCAAUUGAAUUUGAAAACACCAUUAAGUAGGAUUAUCCAAAACUUCCAUUAGAUACUAAUUAUCAAGACUUAUUGAUAAAAGAAUUUGAACAAAUGCGUUAUCCAGCAAAACCUAAUUUUGAGUUAAUUAGAAGAUAUCAAUUUGAUGAUAUUGAUGGAUUAUAGCGAAAGGUGUGUGCUUAUCGAUUAAUAUGA
Molecule: messenger RNA, 999 nt
Organism: Paramecium tetraurelia
Lineage: Eukaryota; Ciliophora; Oligohymenophorea; Peniculida; Parameciidae
Exons: 7
Molecular function (GO): protein binding
Source: RefSeq, a predicted model, not a curated record